GUUUGAAUAAUGUUAUCGAAACGACUAGAAGUACGCAUUGGAAGUAGCAUUUCCGUUUCACGAACGCCAGUGGGGAAAUACCGAAGCUCUAAACGUAAUCGUUUCGCGGUUAAGACACCGAUGGAUGAAAUUACAACACUGUUGUGCCAAAUCAUCAAUACAGAGGUACUGAAAAUGCUGGGAAAAAUUCAUCUGGAAAUAUUGAAAAAGCUCAUUUUUUUGCGUUUCGUAGCCUCUGAUCUAACAAAAUUGACGGUGUACGAAGCUAUCGAAAGUGAAAUCUGCUUUUUGCUUUGGAAAUAUAACAACGCACUGACAAACGUUUAGCAACCUUGAUAAAUG
Messenger RNA from Frieseomelitta varia, 342 nucleotides. RefSeq lists its product as uncharacterized. The record is from RefSeq and is a predicted model, not a curated record. The transcript has 2 exons. Lineage: Eukaryota; Metazoa; Arthropoda; Insecta; Hymenoptera; Apidae. The coding region runs from base 10 to 327 and encodes 105 amino acids.